Messenger RNA from Folsomia candida, 1308 nucleotides. RefSeq lists its product as uncharacterized. Lineage: Eukaryota; Metazoa; Arthropoda; Collembola; Entomobryomorpha; Isotomidae. The coding region runs from base 672 to 1220 and encodes 182 amino acids. The record is from RefSeq and is a predicted model, not a curated record. The transcript is spliced from 6 exons.
UACUCCCUGCAAAUAGUAAGCAAAUCAAUUAAAUUAACAUCGAUAGUUAUAGUUAGUACAAACUUCAAAAAUGGAAUCGGGAAAUCGUGGGGGAAUGCAUGAAACGGAAGAAGUGGAAGAGGACGAUACGGGAGAAUCUGAAGAAACCUCUGGUGAGGAGGACGCCGUAGAAGCCGCCGACGAUUGGGAGAGUUUGCCUAAAAUGUCACACCAGAGCAUGAGAUAUGCAACGGCGGCUGGUUUUGGGGAAAUCUUUAACACAACAACGCAGCCUAUCUACUCCAAGAUGGAUUUGACUAAAUUGGUGAGCGCGGUCGGUUCCAGAGGUGAAAUGCCACCCCUUCCAGAAACUCCGUCAACAACUUCGACAUCCGAUAAGCAUGAACAGUUUGAAAAAAUUUACGGCAAGUUGAAAAAAGUAGAAAAGGAAAACCGUGAUCGAAACGGUCAACAGGCAACAACCGCAGAUCCACUUCAAGAUGUUAUGCAGUCAAACUUUGUCAAAACCAUUGUCAAAACGUGUCUGUAUCGUCUCGUUCUCCUCGGGUCUCAUAACGAAGAUCAAGAAAAGCUUAUCGAGUGGAUGAAAGAUGUCGUGGAGGAUAUCAACGUUCACAGCUAUUCGGAAACUCUAACGGGCGUAUUUCUUAGUUACCCAAACCAUUUUGUCCAUGUUCUCGAGGUAUUUAGAGCGUGGGGUAACGAGCGGGUGGAAGGCUGAGCGUGCGAUGGGUCCGUUGACCAUGACGCAAGACCAAGUCCCAGCUGGAGACUAUCGAGAACGUCUCUUCCACGUGACCCGACAAUGCAUCAUCAUGGCGAUUGCACUCUACAAGCUGAACCCUUUGCGCCCACCUGCAGGCGUUCAGUCGACAACCACAACUUCCACCAAGAAAUCUGGACAUCGUUCUCUUCAAGCGUCAAUCAAACCUUCUUCAGCCGCACUCAAUCCUACCAUGCAGAUCGGAGCUGCGGCCGGUGCAGAAGCGGAGGCAACAAGAGUCCGAUAUGAAGAACAGCGGAAAAGAAGGGCAGCAUCAAUUGCGCAAAUUAUUCCGAAACCUGCCAUGAUUGACUACAUUAUGAGAAAGAAUGAAAAACGUAAAAUACAAUUGAGGACAGUGAGGGAACAUUUGGAUUUCUUUUGGAAAAUUCCCAAAGUUAUUUUCAGCCAACAAACAGAUUGGCCGAUUGCUAGUAAAAUUGCACCAUACAACUAAUCCAGGAAAAGAGAUUAUGCAAAGGUUAAUUCUGUAAUAAAUUAAAAAUUUACUACUUAUAACAUGGUCAAUGAAUAAGUUUAUUAAA